This is a messenger RNA of Musa acuminata AAA Group (dessert banana), 1075 nucleotides long. RefSeq lists its product as uncharacterized. The transcript is spliced from 2 exons. Lineage: Eukaryota; Viridiplantae; Streptophyta; Magnoliopsida; Zingiberales; Musaceae. Bases 28 to 855 code for a protein of 275 amino acids. Gene Ontology annotation, molecular function: O-methyltransferase activity. The record is from RefSeq and is a predicted model, not a curated record.
UGUGGAAACAUGUAGUAAUGGUUAGCAAUGGUUGCAGCAGAGCACCGUCGGAACCGACGCCGACGGGAGGCCAUCGACGAAGUACGGCGCCGCGUCGGCGUGCAAGUACGUGACCAAGAACGAGGACGGGGUGUCCAUGGCUGCUCUGGCCCUGAUGAACCAGGACAAGGUCCUCAUGGAGAGCUGGUACUACUUGAAGGAUGCGGUGUUGGACGGCGGCAUCCCCUUCAACAAGGCGUACGGGAUGACGGCGUUCGAGUACCACGGCACGGACGCCCGGUUCAACAAGGUGUUCAACGACGGAAUAAGGAACCACUCCACCAUCCUCACCAAGAAGCUGCUCGACAUCUACCGCGGCUUCGAGGGCGUCUAGGUGCUCGUCGACGUCGGCGGAGGCAUCGGCGCCACCCUCUACAUGAUCACCGCCAAGCACCCCCACAACAGGGGCAUCAACUUCGACCUCCCUCAAGUCAUCUCCGAGGCGCCACCCUUCCCAGGGGUGGAACACGUCGGCGGCGACAUGUUCGCGAGCGUCCCAAGCGAAGAUGCAAUCUUCAUGAAGGUCAGAGAGUGCAUGUUUCCUUCAAUGCAAUCCAACUGAGAUUGACACUAACGAAUGCAGUACCGGAGAAGGGGAAGGUGAUAGUGGUGGAAUGCGCCAUGCCCGUGGUGCCGGAGCCGACUCCCCGAGCUCAGGGCGUCUUCAACAUCGACCUCAUCAUGCUGGCGCACAACCGGGGAGGGAAAGAGAGGACGGAGAAGGAGUUCGAGGGGUUGGCCAAGGAGGCAGGCUUCUCCGGAUUCAAAGCGAGCUACAUCUUUGCCAACACCUGGGUCAUGGAGUUCACCAAGUAGACUGCGACUGCACACUGUGACAUCGCUUGCGUUUGCUUCGUUCGGAGAUCUCGAGUCCUUUUAUCAUAUCUUGCGUGGAGUGUCAAUGAUAAGCGUUUACAUAACUUGAUGGAUUCCGUGGCCUCAGCCCGUUGACCAUGCACGCGUUGACUAGUCAACGAUUUGCAGAUCCAAUUUAUUUUUUAAUUAGUUUAGGUGUUUUAUAUGUGUCACAAGUUGU